ACGUCAUUUAAACACGCACACACCUCAAAGUUUUUAGUUUUCAGUUUAAAAUCUCGGUGGGUGUUGUUCGCUGUCGCCUGGUUACGUGCUGUUAAGUUAAAGAAUGUUUUGUAUAUGUGGGCCCAGUUUGUGAAGUAUAAUGUGUAGCAUCGGUUAUUUAUGAGGAGUCAUGUUUCGUUGUAUUCCUAUCUUCAAAGGGUGUAAUCGGCAAGUGGAAUAUGUUGACAAGCGUCAUUGCUCUUUACCUACAGUUCCCGAGGACAUUUUGCGAUAUUCGCGAAGUCUAGAAGAGCUUUUACUGGACGCUAAUCAUAUACGAGAUCUUCCCAAGAAUUUCUUUCGUUUACAUCGUUUGAGAAGGUUAGGGUUAAGUGAUAAUGAAAUUCAUAGACUACCUCCCGACAUUCAGAACUUCGAGAAUUUGGUGGAAUUGGACGUAUCCAGGAAUGAUAUCCCAGACAUUCCAGAGAACAUCAAAAAUUUGCGUUCCCUGCAGGUAGCAGAUUUCAGCAGCAACCCUAUCCCGAGGUUACCUUCAGGGUUUGUUCAGCUUCGCAAUCUCACAGUUCUUGGCCUUAACGACAUGUCGCUGACCAAUCUUCCACCUGACUUUGGCAGCCUGUCGAGCCUGCAGUCCCUGGAGCUGCGCGAGAAUCUCCUGAAGACUCUGCCCGAGUCGCUGGUGCAGCUGACGAAGCUGGAGCGGCUCGACCUGGGCGACAACGAGAUGGAGGAGCUGCCACCGCACAUCGGCAAGCUUCCCGCCCUGCAGGAACUGUGGUUGGAUCACAACCAGCUUCAGCACUUGCCGCCGGACAUCGGCAACCUGAAGAAGCUGGCGUGCCUGGACAUCUCUGAGAACCGGCUGGAGGACCUGCCGGACGAGGUCGGCGGCCUGCAGAGCCUCACGGACCUGCACCUCUCGCAGAACGUGAUCGAGACGCUGCCCGACGGCGUUGGCAGCCUCCGCAAGCUGGCCAUCCUCAAGGUGGACCAGAACAGGCUCGCCGUCCUCAACGCCAACAUCGGCAAAUGUGAGAGCCUCCAGGAACUGAUCCUCACAGAGAACUUCCUUAUCGAGCUGCCUGGCACGAUAGGCAGCCUCAACAGCCUCACGAACCUCAACAUCGACAGGAACAGCCUGCAGAGUCUUCCACUAGAGAUAGGAAAGCUGAGCCAGCUGGGAGUGCUGUCGCUGAGGGACAACAAGCUGCAGUACCUGCCGUCGGAGCUGGGCCAGUGCAAGGAGCUUCACGUGCUGGACGUGUCUGGGAACAGGCUGCAGUACUUGCCGAUGUCGCUGGCCAACCUGAACCUGAAGGCGGUGUGGCUGUCGGAGAACCAGGCGCAGCCCAUGCUCAAGUUCCAGACGGACACGGACGAGGAGACGGGCGAGGAGGUGCUGACGUGCUUCCUGCUGCCCCAGCUGGAGUACCACCCCGACAGCAACGCCGCUGACGCUUUUUAUGAUGGGCGCUUGUAUCGUUAUGAUAAUGAGUUUAGUGGCGAGGGACUGAACGAGGCAAGUGAAGGCGAAGCUAACUUGGCCUCUAUGUCGUCGCCAGAUAACCAGGCAGAGAGUGACGACGAUGACGGCUGGAAGGAGAAAGAAGCGUCUAGAACACACUCUGUUAAGUUCACAGAUGACCUUGAUUCUGAGAGUGGCAAGGAGACUCCGUUUGUGCGUCAGAACACACCCCACCCCAAGGAGUUGAAGGCGAAAGCGCACAAGCUGUUUGGCAAAGGGAAGCUUGGCGACAAGUCAUCCAACAUGGAGGAAAUGGAUGAGAGUGGCAGACAGCAGAGCGAGGAUGUGCAACCGGAGGCACCGUCUCCGCCGCCAAAUGCAGUUCCUGAAACAAUCAUGAAGGAGCAGGCUGCCGCUCUCGCACGAGAGGCGAUGUUCCACGUGAAGCAGCAGGUGGCGGAGCACGCCGCGGCCGUGAAGGAAGCGGGGGUGGUGGCGGUGGGGGGGGAGGCGGCGAGGCCGAACGCCUUGGCGGAGGAGGAGGAGGAGGAGGAGGAGGAGGAAGAGGAGCAGAGUGAAAGCGAGGGCAGGGACAGGACGUGUGGCUCCGAGCACAACGGCGAGGUGUCCAACCAAGACUCUGACGAGGAGCUGGACGCGGACGAGCAGGAAGGUGAGAAGCAUGUCUUGUUCGAAGUGUCGGAGGAGAACUCGUCUCGGCCCAACAGGUUGCAUCGACGCGACACGCCCCACCAUCUAAAGAACAAGCGCAUUAAUGCCCAGCUUGACCAGAGCAAAGUUGCAUCCAUCAUAGCUCAAGCUAUCAGCAAGAAGCAAGAGGAUGAAGUUGAUAAGGGAGGCUUCUAUCCCACCCCACCUGAGAGUCUCAGUGGACAUAGCCAAGACCAGGAGACCAACAUCGAGGUGAGGGAGGAGCAGUACGAGAUCGUGAUCGAGAGGACGUCGGCCGGCCUGGGACUGUCGAUAGCCGGCGGCCGUGGCUCCACGCCAUUCAAAGGAAAUGACGAGGGCAUCUUCGUUUCCAAGGUGACGGAAGGUGGACCGGCCGACCUCGCGGGACUCAGGGUCGGUGACAAGGUGCUGUCUGUGAAUGACGACCUGCUGGUGGACGUGGACCACUACGAUGCCGUCGAGGUGCUGCGCUCCGCCGGCAGCCGCCUGGUGUUCGUGAUCACUCGCGAGGUGACCAGGAUGGUGCCUGUUCCACCCAAGCUAGCCGAUCCGCCCGCGCCCCAGUCCCCCGCCUCCACGCCCACGUUCCGCGCGGCGGUCGGGGACUCUGCCUGCUCCAGCCUCGGCCCGAGCCGGGCCCCCAGCGCGGCGUCCCACGCGUCCGUCACCACGUCGGGCUUCGAGAGCACCGGCCGGGCGGACAGCGGGGAGCCGCCCGGCAAGCCAGCGGCGGCGGCGGCUCCUGCCAAGAAGGUUCCUGAGCCGAUACAGCCAGUGCCGGCUGAUGCAGACGUGCGGAAGCAGUUGGUGCACACAACGCUCAUCAGGGACCAGAACGGCCUGGGGUUCAGCAUUGCCGGAGGAAAGGGCUCGCCCCCGUUCAAGGAUAACUCCGACGCAAUUUACAUAUCGAGGAUAACCGAGGGAGGAGUUGCGGAGAAGGAUGGCAAGCUGCAAGUCGGUGACCGGGUUGUUUCUAUUAACGGCGUGGACAUGGAGGGAGCCCGCCACGACCAAGCAGUGUCCAUGCUGACGGGUCUGGAGCGGUUUGUUCGUCUGGUGGUGGAGCGCGAGGUGGCGGGACCCAGCCCUUCCCCCUCGCCUUCCAACAAAUCCUCUUCCCCCCGUGUCUUUGGUGCUCUGAGGCCUUACACCGGCCUCUACGCGGCCAACAGUUACAUGGCAAACCGGCCCGGUUACGGUGGCUACCGCCGCUCCAUCACCGAAACCUCGGCGGCGUCGGGAAGCCACGGCAAGUUGCCGGGCCCGAGGAACGAACCGGCGCCACAUUCGCCCACCUCGACGACCACUUCGUCCACCUCCGCCACCUCGACUUCCUCGACCACGGACGUCAAGUCCGACAGUGCCCCGGCCUCCAUGGCCAACCACGUGAGCCCCUCCUCGAAGGUGCAGGUGGCAGAUGCCCCUCGGCCCGCACCGCGGAGGCUAGGCAGCCAAUCGCAGCCCGCCCCGGAGGCCCCCGCGGAGCCCAAGGCACCGCCCAAGGAGACGCUCCAGGUACACCCGAAGCCCGUCACGAACGAGGAGUUCCAAGCCAUGAUCCCCGCUCGCUUCCUGAACCCGGAACCACCCCCUGCGGGGCCAACGGUCACUGUGACCAUUAAGAACCCGGACCAUGCGUCGCAUGGCAUCAUGCUCCCUCCUUCGCCCACGGGCCUGGGUAAAGUGACAGAGACGGUCACCAAGAGCACGUUCACCGAGACUGUCGUGACGCGAAUCACGGACAACCAGCUGGUGCGGCCGAUCAUCAUCGAGGGUGUGACAUUACUUAAAGAAGGUGGAUCACUUGGCUUCAGCAUAAUCGGUGGAACGGAUCAUUCCUGCAUUCCGUUUGGUGCUAAAGAACCAGGAAUUUUCAUCUCUCAUGUUGUCCCCGGGGGCAUCGCUGACAGGUCGGGCAAGCUGCGGAUGGGCGACCGGAUCCUGAAGGUGAGCGGGGAGGACAUCACCAAGCUGCCCCACCAGGAAGCGGUCAAGCUGCUGCUCAAGCACAAGGACGAGAUACAGCUGACCGUGCAGCACGAUCCCCUGCCCGAAGGAUUCCAAGAGCUGAGGAUAGUGAAGGUGCCGGGAGAGAAGCUGGGAAUGCACAUAAAGGGCGGGCUGCGUGGCCACCGGGGAAACCCGCUGGACAGGACGGACGAGGGCGUCUUCAUCUCCAAGAUCAACUCCGGGGGAGCAGCCAAGAGGGACGGUCGCCUGAAGGUUGGCAUGAGGUUACUGGAGGUGAACGGGGUGUCUCUGCUCGGUGCAUCGCAUCAAGAGGCUGUGAAUGUUCUGCGAGGCUGCGGAAACGAGAUCGUGCUGGUGGUCUGCAAAGGGUACGACAAGGCCGAGGUGGACCGGUUGAUGUCAGAAGGGCGGCUCAGCCGGGAGUCCAAGUCCGUGUCGCAGAGCGUCUCCAGUCUGGACCGCGAGGAUGAGAGCUCUCUCACCAUCAGGCAGGAGCAGGCGAUGAAGCAGGAGCUGGUGGAGUGGGAGAGAGAGGAGGAAGAGAGGAAGCAGCUCGUCGCUGCCAAGGAGAAGUCCACUCCGGAGAGGGUGCUGGACGUGGUGAGAGCUGCGGAGAUGCUGGUGAACAAGCCCUCCAGCCCGACCGAGAUGCUGGUGCCGCCCAAGUCCCCCGGCCCCACCAAGGCCGCGGACCUCAAGACCACCACCAUCGUCAUGAGCAAGCACACGCUGGCCCCGCAGACGGGUUCGCCCCAUCUCGCCGGCACCUCCACGCUCCCCGCACCACACGCCGCUCCCGUCCAGUCGGCCGCCGCCCACUUCUCCACCCUCCCCGCCCCCGCCAAGCCCACGGUCGUCCCGCCCAGGCCCCCGGCGGGCCGCCCGGAGGGCCCCCGCGUCGUCUCCAAGCCCUCCACCCCGCCGCCGCCCGUCCCGUACAAGCACCCAGUCCCGCGGCAGCCCCAACGCCUAUCUCCCGUGCAAGUGCACUCGGACGGCAGUAGCUCCUCCGAAGAGGAGGGGGACGACGACUUUGUGGACCCUAUUGCCCGCAGCAGGUUGCCCGACGGCCGCCUGUCCGGCAGGAAGCAGCCCGUGGAGGCAGUAAAUAACAUUCCAGCCAUGAAGAAAAUUUCAGUGAGUGACAAGAUGAAGUUUUUCGAGAAAGCUAUGGAAGAGCAGCAUCAGCCAUCUCCCAAACCAGAGAGAGUAUUCAGUUUCCUCAGUCAAGAUGAGCUGGAGCGAAUGAGGCAAGAAGAAGAGCGCAAGAUUGCCACACUUUCUCGGGACGAGCUCAGGUCAUGGACGCAACUUGACGAAGUGGACCUAGAGGAUGAUGAGUUUGAGAAAAAACCAACUAGUGCCCCUCUACUGACCAGCAUGGGCAGUGUCAGGACAGCAAAGGCAGAACGAAGGAUGAAGGAGAAGCUUCAACAAGAGGGCUUGCUGGAGGAGGACGACGACAAGGAGCUGUCCCCGGCCGAGCAGAGGACGCUCAAGGCAGAGAAGCGCGCCGCCUGGCGCCAGGCGAGGCUCAAGUCCCUCGAGCAGGACGCACUGCAGGCGCAGAUGAUGAUAAAGACCAUGAGCGAGAUGAUAGACAGUAAGCCCAUCACAGAAGAUGCCAGCUCCAAAGUGGUCACCAACAACAAUGUCUUAGCAGACCAAGAAAAUAACCUAGAGCUGCGCAACCCGUUGAGGCCCUCUAGCGACGAUUUCCCCAAGCUCGCAGUGCGGGCCAAAGAGGGCGCGACGAAGGUGCGAGAAUCUGAACGUGUUGUGGGGGAAACGGUGACCCGCAAGACGGAGGAGUACGUUGACGAGCAGACGGGCGAGCGCAAAGUUCGCACUGUAGAGAUUGUUGAAAAGCUGAUCGAGCGAGAGGUGGAGACGCUGAAAGAGAAGAUAAUCUCGCUGGAGCUGGCGGCCCCGGAGAGCGAGCUGAACGGAGGGGAUGAGGGGGAGGAGGACGACCCCCCCUCCACCCCCACCAGCCCCGUGUCGCCCACCCCCUCCGAAGAGCCGGCCGGCAGCAAGCGGCGGAAACGAAGGCGCUCCAAGAAGGGCAAGCACUAGCGACCUGGACACGGCUGCAUCACCUCACGUCCAUAUCAUCACAUCUAGUAAUUUAUAAGUAUUAUUCUCGCCUGCCUCUCAUGGUUGGUUGCAUCCAGAGGGAUCUCUGUUGUUCUCUGUUCAAGUCUGGUAUUGUUUCCCAGAGUUCAGCCGAUGUCGUCGAUGCUUACUAAUUAUUUGGUUAGCUUUGACAUUUUUUGACUAGUGGCAAGCAAUUUUUUUGUUUUAUGGUGCAACUAACCAUAUGUAGCAGUAUGUUUUUAAGAUGAAAGGUUUUGGGACUCAUAUUUGAUUGUGGCAUCUGUAUAUUUAUUGCAGCGGUGUGGUGGAGUGAUAUGUGCUUCAUUCGGCACAUGGUGCAUUUUAGUGCUGGGUUACUUUCGGUGGCGCGUGAUUUCUGCAGUGCCGUGGUGUCAUGACCUAUCGAUACAUUUUACACACCUGUUUUUGUGAAUUAAUGUCUUCAGGUGGUAUUAGGUAACCAUUUUUGGCUGACAGUAAUGUUCAGGUUGACAAAAACAGUUUUUCCAAAGUGUUGAAAAAAAUGUUUGCUUGUAAAAUAAACUUUGUUAUAAUUUAUUAUAAGAAUUUCAAAACCUCUUAAAUUAGACAGAAACUGAUCUUCCAGUUUGUUACAGUGUUGUCAUCCUUUAACACAUUCCACUUUAUGCCAUUAGAAUAUUAUUUAAUGUGUGUUAAGACAGUCACUAUUUGAAAAUGACUUCCAGAAAAUAAUUUUACUUGUAUGUAUUUUGUUUUACAACUGUGUGUAAAGUUUUUUAUGUAAAUUUUAUUAAUGACUGAUGAUUAAAGGUGGGUGAAGCUGGAUUUAUUAUUUUUGUGUAGUCAAUGCAAAACACUUAAAAUUUUUGCAAAUAGAAUUAAGUUUUGAACUGAAUUUUUCUAAAAAAAAUUUUUUUUGAGACAUGUCAUACCCUAAUAUAAAAGAAACACGUUAAUAAUUACUUGUAAUUUUUAUUAAUUUUGUUAAUAUGUUUUGCUGGUUUACUAUAGUACGUAAGGGUGGUCAGUGGCUAUUAUCGCAGAGUUAUCUUCACUCACGUGGUGAAGGUCAUUGAAUUGAUCCCAAUUUUAAGAAUGAAUGACUCAUAUCAUGAGCACAGAGUUGGUACAAAAGUGUUUUGAGUCAUCUAUAACCGUGCAGAUCUUAUUGCCUUAAGGGUAUGUGCAUAAAGUUAUUUUAUUAUUUUAAGAAGCUUCAUCCACCUCACCUGCAUAGUAGUAAACACAAUGAGAAGUAUUUGUUAUAGCCAUUUUUAUUUUGACAUGUUGAUCUGUUUGGAUAUAACUAUUACAUUAGCUUAGCAAGUAAAACAUUGGCUGAAUAUUUUCCAUGAUUGAGACUAAAUUGUUUUAGUAAAUUGACAAGCAUAUUUUUUUAACAAUUAAUGCCAAUUUAUUUUAUGUGGAGAUAUGUAUAUGCUAACUUUAAAUAUAUUAAGAGUUCAUAAAUUUUGUGGGUUGAAGUACUUACAAAAUUAUAAUUGUGCUCAUCAAAUAUUGAGUUCCAUCACACACAAAACAUUUUACAAUCAGUUAUGUAUUUUGCAAGUAUUUUUAUUGUAAUGUAUUGAAAAAGAAAUAUUUUAUUUUUAUGUAACUUUUUAUUUGUAGAAACAUCACGAAGUAAUUUUUGGGGCAGUUUUGAAGAUGAAGAUUUUGUUUUGUAUUUUUGAAGAGUUUAAGUAAUUUUAUUCUGAGUUUCUGACGUAUGCAUGGAAAGGAUGAAUGUAAGUCUAAAACUGUACAAAUUCUAACAGUGGUUAAAGUGCUGUAAAACUGAUUAAAGUGUUUGAAAGUAUUCAAAGGCGGCUAUUAAAUAGAAGGUUGUGUUUUCUAUCCCAUUCAUGAUGAGACUGUCCUGAUUGAAUUGCUUGUGUUAAUUCCAACAGUGUAGUGUGUGCGUUGUCACAAUUUUGUAAAUGUAUAAUUCAAGUCUGUAAUUUUCGGUGUGAAUGUUUUUGCAUGAUUUUCCUACAAAAUUUUGUGUGGUUGGAAACCACAAUAAAAAUAUUCUCUGAUAAAUCAGUUGAACUCUUUUUAGGGAAGGUAUUUAUAUUGAAGAUUGUGUAGUGUUUAUUCGACUAUUCUGUUAUUUCUCUCUCGGGACUAAUAUCUCAGAUCGUGUUUGGUGCUGUCAGCAAUAAGUGUUUAUUCCCAUGUCUAUUGGGGAAUUCAUCUCUUCAAUUCAGUGUGCUUUUUUUGUGUCUAAAAAUGUUAUUCGCUAUUAAUAUUAAUUUAUUUACACAAAGAUCAGUUUGAAGUAUGAAUUAUUUUAUAAAAAAUUGUUGCUUGUUUAAAAUGUGUAAUUUCUCACUGACAGUAUCUGCAGUAGACUUUUGUUUGCCUAAUUUGACUGGGGUUAUUAUAUUGAUUUUUAUUUUUACAUGUGUUUAAGAAAACCUUUUUUUUUAUUAAAGGUUUUUAUUUUGUUUUUGGCAAAAAUAUUGAUGUAGCUUGCAAUUAAAAUUCACAUGAGUGUUUUAAAAAGGCAUUUCUGAUAUUUUAUAAUGGAACUGUCAUAUGUAGUUUGAAAAAUAUUUUUGGUUCAUUGUUAAAUGUGUCUUCAACAGUUGUUAUAUAUUUUGUUCUUUCUUUAAUAAAACAUUGUGAUUAAAAUGAUAAAUGACUUUUUGCAUGAUGGACCAAAUUCGUUCAUUUAAAAUUUUUUUAAAUAAAACAUUAAUAUCAUGUACACUUAGCUUAGAUUGACACUUUUUUUUUAUACAUUCUAUGAAAGAAAAUAUUUAAAAUCAAUAUCAUGGUGUGGUACAUAAAUAAUAUUUUUUAGCAGUGCACACUAAAAUUGAUAUAAAAAAAUUUUUUAAAGUCAGUUAUUUAAAGAAUAUACUUUUUCAUCUGCUUGUAGAUUUCCAAUUUCUUACACAGUAAAAUUUUUUUAAGAUUUUUUUUUAUUUGUUUGCCAAGGUUAUUUUUUGUUAUUGGAAAAUAAAAGUUCUUUUUGGGGGGCCUGGGAGGGGGGUGAUAUUGCCAAGCAGUUUAAGCUGAUAUUUUGUUUAGCUAUGCAUUUUAUUCUUCAUAUAUGUACUAAAUAUCACUUUAUUUGAUUAUUUUCCGAUAUUAACAAAAACAUUUUCAUGACAUUAUUUCAGCAAUUAUGUCUUAUCACAUGAUCAGCUAUAUCCACAAAAGCAUCUGGUGAGUAACUGGGCUACACCAUAGAGACUUGAAACUGACUCUUGUUUCGCCUUAAGCCCCUUAUUGUCCCAGCUUCGUUGCUAUGAGCAUAAUUCCUAGCGAGCACAGCCAUAGGGGACCAAAUUAAUUAGAAUAUCUGCAAUAUAUUACCCUCCUUGUUUAGCUAAAAAUUAAUAGUCGAAACGGUGAGAGUCAGUUUUGUUAGUGUAUAUUCACUAGAUACACAUCACGUUAUUUUUCCACCACAUUUAACUCGUUUAACCAUUGUAGAUGUCAUUGUGUAUUGUUAUAUUUCUUUCUCUAGUUCUCAUUUUUCCCUCCACUGUGCUACCAUUCUCUUGGAAAGCUAAAAAUAGUUUUUCUUAAUGUGUAUUACUGGUAGGUCUUUCCUUCCUACCUCAAUCUUCUCAUCUUCUUAAAGUUAUCUUUCUUCUAUAUUGUGCUGCUAAAGAAGUGAUGGUCUGUUAUACUUUUUUCUCAGUUCCGGAACUUGAAAAUCAGUUCUUGGUUCAAGGAUUACCUCCCCACAAUUUCCAAUCACAGUAGAGAUGGUGCAUUUUAUUAUAUGACAUGACUUGCAGCAGUCGAGUUUACCAUAAUGCGUCCACCAAGUAACCUGGCCACUAGGUAAGCAUAGUUGCUUCACAUCCACGAGAUGUCUGGAGCAACCCUGUACAUACAUCCUGUGGCGCAGUAGCAUCUAGUAAUACAUAUAUUAACAUAUUUAUUUCUGGGUCAGCAUGUAAAAAAUAGCUUGGGGGAAAAAUAAUAAAUAACUGUGCUGCCUAUGUUCAGUGAACACUGGAUUUCUGCUACUCCGAACCCCAUUAAUCCAAAAACCUGGCUAAUCCGAACAAGUUUAGGGUAAAAUACAUUUUAGUGAUAACUUAAAUUUUUAUAUUUAAAAAUUAUUCCUGACAUCUUGACCCAAUUAUCAACAUAUUUAGAGAUUUUGUGGCUUUAAAAGUGUUAUAUGCUGUUGCAGUGUGGCAAUUAUUCUGUUAAUCUGAAAUGAGGUAAUCCAUCUGGCCCUGAUUAGUUCAGAUUAGCAGGACUCCACUGUAUAUUAUAAAUAAACAAAUUAUAAAAACUAAUAAGGCAGUAGCAACAUGCCAAAGCAAUGUCAAAUUACGUAUGUUUAGAGUUCUAUUAAGAGUUUACACUUACAGGGUUUGUUGGUUGAGUUAAAAGUGGUUUAAGGCUGUAAGAUUUUGAGAAUCAUAGACAACUAUAAACCACAGUAGUAAAUUUUUAAGAUGGGUUUUGAAAGUACAUAUGUUGAGCCUGUGUUAAUUUGACGGGACUACUUUUCACUGCAUUUUACUGCCACACAGGGUGCUGAUUGUAUCUGUUCAUUGGCUUGCAGGGAAGUUGGAAAGACGUGUUAGCAAUACAUUAUGUCUAUAGCAGUGGUUUACUAGAAGUCUUCUGUAUUUUCACCUGGAAAGGUUUGACUGUAAAGAUUUCUGUGGUACCAAGAUUAUAUAUUUAUGGUUCUCUGGGGUGGUUGUUGCUGAGAGGCAGGAUCAUACAUUUUCUCUACUCAGUAAUCAGUCUUAUCAUUAUUACUUCUUGUGAUAUCAUUUUAUACAAUUAUGUUUGGGCAUGUUUAAUACAAACAACGGGGUUAACAAGUCUUGGCUUUGAUUGUCCCUCCUUGCGAUGGACAGGAAGCUAGGUGAGAUCUGUACGUUGUGAAGAUGGGUUGACUCUUGAACCUGCAGUUUGAGCUAGAUAACUAGCUUGCUAGCUAUGGAUGAAAGCAGUAUGCAAGUGUUAAAACACCCGUGGCUUAGCACACAUUUAAAUGGGAGAAUAAAAUAGUAUGAGACUGUCAUUAGCUUUAAAGAGGAUAACUACAUCAUUUUUAUUUCAUGUCUCAGAUUAGUAUUUUGGAACUGCUAGUGAACUAAAUACUUUGUUGGCAAGUAACUGACGUAAAGAAAUUUUUUUCCCUUCAAAUUAUAAAUUGUUUACUUCAGGUUCACUGCAAAUUCAUUUCACAAACAAUUACUGUAAAAAUCUUAUAAUAAAAAAUAAUUUUGUUGCAAGAAAACUAUCAAAACAUUUACUCUGUAAUUUGAUGCAAUGUACCACACUAAUGGUAGGUUUCAUAAAUUGUGUACUAUUUGUUACCAGCUUCUUUUCAUGUGUGUCACUUGCAAAUUGUGCGAAUGUAACAAUGUAACUUUUUUAUAUUGAUGCUGAAAUGUGUGUAAUUUUAUUGUUAACCUUUAUAGCCAAGACAUGCGAAAAAAUGUUUUUAUUACAAAUAUAUUUUAUUAAAACAAGAAAUGUACCAAUAAAUUACCCUCACUAGAA
Molecule: messenger RNA, 11713 nt
Organism: Bacillus rossius redtenbacheri
Lineage: Eukaryota; Metazoa; Arthropoda; Insecta; Phasmatodea; Bacillidae
Gene: scrib
Product: protein lap4
Exons: 38
Coding region: 170-6211 (2013 amino acids)
Biological process (GO): establishment or maintenance of epithelial cell apical/basal polarity; neurotransmitter receptor transport, endosome to postsynaptic membrane; embryo development
Cellular component (GO): postsynaptic density; postsynaptic membrane; basolateral plasma membrane
Molecular function (GO): protein binding
Source: RefSeq, a predicted model, not a curated record